GCUGGUUCAAGCUUUUAAAGCCUUGCGAUCAAGCCUUUGGAGCGCCAUGGUGUGGCCCAAGCAACAUGAGGACGUCUUCACCGAGGUCAGCAAAGAGUUGAAAAGGAAACUUCGCAAGGGAGAGCGUGAUUGGACCUCGCUCGUGGAGGAGGUUACAAAAGACUUUUUUCACUGGAGAGGGAUCCAGGUAGAAGAAGCGCUCAUUGCUAAGGUGGUGGAAACUUCACGGAAGAAAGGCUGCCAGCGCUUUCAACUCCUGCGGAGAGGAUCUCAGAGGUAUGUGCGACUCUCGGAACCGACCCAUCCGAACCGGCAACGGCAGCUACGGGAGACCGACAGGCCGCAGCAGCUUGAGGUCGACUCAAACUACAACUUCUCGGUGGAGAUGGCGAAGUUCUUGCGCGAGGGAACACGUCCAUACAAGGACCUGGCUGCUGUCGUUGAGUGCAAGAGCCUGUCGUGCGUCAACCAGCUUCUUCAAAGCCAGCAGCCUCAUAAAGACGGCCGUUGUCGCUUCGAACGGCGCCAGCUGGACCGCAGAGAAGUCUUGUGGGCCACGCCCAAUACGUUGGACUUUCGAGAAGCUCAGGAGCGCAGAGCGGAGAUGAUGGCGGACAUGAGGAAGUUCGAUGCCAUCAUCAGUCAAAGAGAUGGCAAGCAGGUUGUGGUGGAAGAUUUGCCGAUGGUGCAAGCUAUGUGGCGAACAGUUUGCUCCUGGUUGCAGAGUCAAGCAUGCCAUAAAUGCCGACUCUAUGACUUUGAUGAGAUUGCACUGGACUGUGUUCCAGGUGUCAUGACGAGGUACUGCAUAUUUGAUGGCGACGCUAUUGAGGUCAGAGUCCACUACUUCAAGGACACCUCCGAGACCCUCAUCCACAAUCACAGGAGCAGCUUCUUUAGCAAAAUCCUGAAGGGCAGCUACAUCCAUCAAGUCUGGGGUGUGUCUACAGCGCUCAGUCAGGAGCAUCAUCAUUACGUGAUGAACCGAAGCCACGACCCGAGCAUGGAGUCCCCCAUGCAGAAGCACCAAGGAAGGCUGAAGACCACGAAUGCGCACUCCUUCUGUGAAGGAGAUUGGUAUUUCCUGGACCACGAAACCCCUCACACCGUGCGGCCGGGUGGUGGCAAGGCCCUGACCAUCUACAUCAGGUCGAAGAACGCUGCCGGGGACACUUGGGUCAGGAGCACUGACCAGACGUUGCCAGAUCAAAGUCGGACACCGGACACCAGCAUUGAAGGUGCUGAAGACAAAAUGGCGUUCUUGGAGGAAAUUUGGCAGCUGUUGCAGCCGGCUUCAUGGCAGCCUGCAAAAGCUGCAAGGUGGAAAAGACAUGGAACCAGACCAGCCGCUUGAGAAGCUCGCAGUGAUGGCUAUUGGUCAAGUGAUUGGGCCACCCAAACACUAGAAGGACCACCAUCCGAACCGCUCAAACAAUGCCCAGAUGCAACCUGAGCACAAGAAUUUGAAAGUUGGCAGUGCGGGGUCAGGCCGAGGGUUGAGGGUUUUCCCAUCCACACAAAUGCUGGAC
Molecule: messenger RNA, 1529 nt
Organism: Cladocopium goreaui
Lineage: Eukaryota; Dinophyceae; Suessiales; Symbiodiniaceae
Source: the annotation of a GenBank genome assembly